AAAAAUGCAAAUAGAAAUUCCAUCCCACAAAAUUCCCCGUAUUCAGUGUCCUCCCUGAAAAACACUUGACUCACUGUAACAUAAAAAUGGCAGCUACAAUCUGUCUGCCAUCAUUUUCUCUCUCCAAAUCCACCCUAUCAUCACCCACUAAAAUGACAAUAAAACCCCUAGCAAUUCUCACCCCAACUGGGUACAAAAUGGGCGUGCCAUACGAGCUGAAGCAAGGGCAGAAUCGUCAUUUUCACGAGCUAUCUUCUGGUCUGAAAAUGGAGGUAAUUUCCCAGAAAAAAGAGAAAAGGAUAGAAGAUGAAGAGGAGAGAGAAAAUCCUCCGCUUGUAUUUCUUCAUGGGAGCUUCCAUGGUGCUUGGUGUUGGGCUGAACAUUGGUUGCCUUUCUUUGCUCAUCAUGGGUUUGAUUGUUUUGCCCUCAGUUUUUUGGCCCAGGGUGAAAGUGAUGCUCCUGCUGAUAAGGUUGCGGGUACUCUCCAGACACAUGCAGCUGAUAUUGCACACUUCAUCAAGAAAGAACUUCCAUCUCCUGCUGUCUUGGUUGGACAUUCGUUUGGAGGUCUUAUCGUUCAAUAUUACAUAUCAAGCAUAAGUAACAAGCACAUGCUAGAUACGAGUAAUCCACACCCAGAGCUUGCAGGAGCUGUACUUGUCUGCUCGGUGCCUCCAUCGGGUAAUAGUGGCUUAGUGUGGAGAUAUCUGUUUUCCAAACCUAUUGCUGCUUUCAAGGUGACUCGCAGCUUAGCAGCAAAAGCUUUUCAGACUGAUUUGCCUCUUUGCAGAGAAACAUUUUUCUCCCCCAAGAUGGACGACAACCUAGUCCAAAGGUACCAAAAUUUGAUGAAAGAAAGUUCAAGGCUGCCACUGUUUGAUUUAAGGAAGCUAAAUGCUUCCCUUCCUGUUCCUUCGGUGCCGGAGUCUUCUGUUAGAGUUCUCGUUGUAGGCGCUAGAGAUGACUUCAUAGUGGAUGCCCAAGGACUCAAAGAAACAGGAGAGUUCUACGGAGUCUUACCAGUCUGCGUAGAAGGAGUUGCCCAUGACAUGAUGUUGGAUUGUUCAUGGGAAAAAGGUGCAAAUGUUAUUCUUUCCUGGUUAAAGACUCUUGAAACGGGGAAAUUGUAGUAAAUCAGAUCUAUGAAAAUUCCUUUACUUUAGGAUCAAUAACACUCAAUAAGCUCAUAAGACUUUGAUUUUACAUUACUUUUACUCUUCUCGUC
Molecule: messenger RNA, 1225 nt
Organism: Beta vulgaris subsp. vulgaris (sugar beet)
Lineage: Eukaryota; Viridiplantae; Streptophyta; Magnoliopsida; Caryophyllales; Amaranthaceae
Exons: 8
Coding region: 87-1130 (347 amino acids)
Source: RefSeq, a predicted model, not a curated record